Gossypium raimondii (Peruvian cotton) is the source of this 2078-nucleotide messenger RNA. RefSeq names its product protein SHI RELATED SEQUENCE 5. Bases 829 to 1764 code for a protein of 311 amino acids. Gene Ontology annotation, biological process: positive regulation of DNA-templated transcription. Gene Ontology annotation, cellular component: nucleus. NCBI's taxonomy places the organism in Eukaryota, Viridiplantae, Streptophyta, Magnoliopsida, Malvales, Malvaceae. The transcript is spliced from 2 exons. The record is from RefSeq and is a predicted model, not a curated record. Gene Ontology annotation, molecular function: DNA binding; DNA-binding transcription factor activity.
GACGAAUAAGGAAAAGCUGAUGCUGUGCCACGUGGGGAGAAUAAGGAACGUAUGAUGGACAUGCAACGGCGGAGAUUCAAACCUUUAGUUGAUUAGAUUCAUUGAAACUGGAAGUGAACUGUAGACUGUAGAGAAGUGCCCAGAGACAUAUAUUUUCUUGCAUCUUUGUGUUUUUUUAUUUUCUUUUCUUCUAUAUCUCUCUCUUUUCUCACUUGCAUUACUCAACAAAAACCAAAGAUUUAUAUCAAGUUGUUCUUUUUGUUAGAAUUUUAGACAGAAAUAGAGGAGUGGGCAAGUUUUGUAAUAAAUGAGCUGAGAGUGUAGGAGAGAGCGGGGUGCAGUUCUCAUGGCGGCGUUGCAGGGGCUCUAAUUCCGUGCCAUUAUUGCUGGGAAUUGAAGGGAGAGAGGAGGGGGUGGGAGUGAGAUAAGUCCAGGAAACCAUCGUCGUUUGUUUUUAUUACCCUAAAAGUUUUUAACCUCAAAAGUCGAAAAAAAAAACCCAAAGAUCACAAAAGAAAUUAAAACAGGCCCUUGUAUUAAAUUCUAGUUAUUGAGGGGGAGGGGAGAGGGGUAGAUAUAGCAGAAAUAGCAAAGAUCGGGUCAAAACAAAAAAAAACCCCUACAAACAUUCACAGACUAACAGUGGGCUUUAAAAACUGACCAGAAAAAGCUUCCACAGUUGAAACCCAUAAAGACCCCAAGGAAAAUCCAACCAGCUCAUCACACUAGUGUGAUCUGGCGGUGGAGGGUGUGGGGUACUAAAUAGGGUGUUUCUGCUAUGGAUUUUUGGUCAAAAUUGAGAUUGGUUUCAGCUUUUGGGUGCAACAAAUGGCUGGCUUCUUCUAUCUAGGUGGACGUGAAGGAGCUGCUUCAGGCAAACAAGAAGGGGAAAAUAAAGAAGAGAACCUUUAUUUUUACAGAAACGAGGAGAUCUACAACAAAGGGUUUGAGAUAUGGCCGCAGUAUUAUUACCAACAGCAAAACGUCAACAAUUUGUCGUUUGGAGCGGGUCCUAGUCGAAGAACAACCGGAUUUAAUCUCUCCGAUGAGUCGUCUUCGAGAUCAGCAGGGUUCACGGUUAUGAGACAAGGAGGUAUGAACUGUCAAGAUUGUGGUAACCAAGCUAAGAAAGAUUGUGCGCAUUUGAGAUGCCGGACUUGUUGCAAGAGCCGAGGGUUUCAGUGCCAAACUCACGUUAAGAGUACAUGGGUUCCUGCUGCUAAAAGGCGAGAGAGGCAGCAACAACUCGCAGCUUUGCAACAAACACAACAGCAGCAGCAGCAGCAAAAUCAACAACAAGAACACCAACAACUGUUUAGAGGAGACAAUCCCAAAAGGCAGAGAGAUAAUCAUGGUUCUCCCUCUCUUGCCUGCACUCGUUUAUCCCCCACCACGUCAGGGUUGGAACUGGGCCAAUUCCCUCCCGAAGUUAGUUCUCCAGCAGUGUUCCGCUGUGUAAAAGUAAGCGCUAUGGACGACGUAGAGGGGGAGUUUGCAUAUCAAACGGCUGUAAACAUCGCAGGUCAUGUAUUCAAGGGAAUUCUCUACGAUCGAGGCCCUGAAAGUCGUUAUACUAGUGGCGGUGAAAGCUCUCAGCAACUCAAUCUCAUCACAACUGCUUCUACUACUGCAGCAGCUGCUACAACGACAACAACAGCUACUACCAGCGAUCCAGGCACAAGUAUGAUUGACCCUUCCCUUUAUCCAGCUCCACUUAAUGCUUUCAUUGCCGGUACGCAAUUCUUCCCACCUCCAAGGUCUUGAUUUACAGGCAUGUCUCCAAUUGUUCCACUCUCCACACUGAUCUCUAUAGGAGCUGUUCCCUUUCUUUUAGCAAAAAACUUCCAUUUGUCAGAAACGACUCUAGAUUGUUGGACUUUAGUUCUCAUUUUUAUUUGUGGUCCUUUUUUUUUUUUAAUUAUCUAGUAUGUCAAACAUUAAUUAACACCCACCGAAGAGCAUUGUAAUUGAAAUGAGAAUUUAAACUUUUGAGGAUGGAUAUGAAUAUUGGGGGAGGGCGUUGGUUGAUUUUUGUUUUCGAAUUUCAAUUCAGAUUUCCAGUGCUUUUGUUAUUCUUC